UCUCCACGUUCGAUUUGGGAAGGUUGGUUUAGCUGCUCGCUGCAAGGCUGUGGCCAAGGAUUGGCUGUUGAGGGGCUCAGUGCACUUUCUCCAGAGAACUGUGGCUGCGAUCCAGGUGGCCCGGCCAGGCUCCGGGCUGCGUUCUGCCCGCCUCGGGCAGCCAAGGCAACCAGAGCACUCGUGAUGGGGACGCCGGCCUCUGUGGUGAGUGAGCCACCCCUGUGGCAGGUUUCAACUGAGGCCCGGGGCCGCAAGCAGGCCUCUGCCAACAUCUUCCAGGAUGCCGAGCUGGUACAGAUCCAGGGCCUGUUCCAGCGCAGUGGGGACCAGCUGGCUGAAGAGCGGGCCCAGAUCAUCUGGGAAUGUGCAGGGGAUCACCGUGUGGCUGAGGCCCUGAGGAGGCUGCGCAGGAAAAGGCCCCCGAGGCAGAACCACUGCAGCCGGCUGAGAGCACCAGAGCCUGGAUCUACAGCGGCCGACUCACAGGCCAGCACCACUGAUGAGGCCUCUGGCGAGCAGAUUGGGAACUCCCGGAGGACAAGUGCCAGAGUCCACCGAAACUGGAAUAAGCCGGGUCCCACAGGUUACCUCCACCAGAUCAGACACUGACCCAGUGAAGGGUUGGGGAGGUCCUCCCCAGAUACUGCAGGGACUUU
This is a messenger RNA of Peromyscus eremicus (cactus mouse), 656 nucleotides long. RefSeq names its product arginine vasopressin induced 1 (gene Avpi1). The record is from RefSeq and is a predicted model, not a curated record. The coding region runs from base 184 to 609 and encodes 141 amino acids. Lineage: Eukaryota; Metazoa; Chordata; Mammalia; Rodentia; Cricetidae. The transcript has 3 exons.